Molecule: messenger RNA, 636 nt
Organism: Aphanomyces astaci
Lineage: Eukaryota; Oomycota; Saprolegniomycetes; Saprolegniales; Verrucalvaceae
Exons: 2
Coding region: 1-636 (211 amino acids)
Molecular function (GO): protein binding
Source: RefSeq, a predicted model, not a curated record
AUGCUUGUGCUACUCACUGUCGUCCUUGCCUUCUUGAUACCUGCGUCAGGCCAGCGCCCGACAAUCGAAGAAUGCGCUCGUGCUGGUGGUACUUGUAGCCGCGAGUUCAACCCCAUAUGCGGUUCGGAUGGCGUCACCUACAGCAACCCCUGUCUCUUUCGAUUUGCUCAAUGCAAAAAACCCAGCCUGACCCUUCAUGCCCGUGGGCAGUGCGAUGCAACACACCUGAAGCAGGUAGAAUGCGCUGGUCCUCGUGUAUGUACCCGCGAGCUAGACUUCGUAUGCGGCUCAGAUGGCGUCAGCUACACCAACCCCUGCUUCUUUCGAUUUGCUCAAUGCGAUAACCCCAAGCUGACCUUACAUGCCGGUGGGAAAUGCGUGACGAAGGAAGAAUGCGCCGGUCCUCGUGUAUGUACCCGCGAGCUAGACUAUGUGUGCGGCUCGGAUGGUGUCAGCUACAUCAACCGCUGCUUCUUUCGAUUUGCUCAAUGCGAUAACCCCAAGCUGACACUUCAUUCUAGUUGGCGGUGCGACGCACCACGCCUGGCGAACAUCAUAACGAAGGUGAAUGCGUGGGGUCGUCUCAAGAGCCAGGGCGUGUCCAAGACCGACACCCCCGACUGCGCCGUGUACUAG